Messenger RNA from Bacillus rossius redtenbacheri, 1400 nucleotides. Its product is annotated as kunitz-like toxin PcKuz3. Bases 42 to 290 code for a protein of 82 amino acids. The record is from RefSeq and is a predicted model, not a curated record. Lineage: Eukaryota; Metazoa; Arthropoda; Insecta; Phasmatodea; Bacillidae. Gene Ontology annotation, molecular function: serine-type endopeptidase inhibitor activity. The transcript is spliced from 2 exons.
UAUAAAAUAACCAAUAGGAUCUCGCCACUCGUCGAGCCGUCAUGUUCGGGUCUAAGCUGUGCUUGAUGCUUCUCUACUGCGUAGCGAUGGUGGUCUACGAGGUCUACGGCUCGAGGAGCCCGUGUUGCAAACUGCCGGUGGAACCUGGACCGUGCAAACAUUAUAUAACGAGGUACUUCUUCAACACCGACACGGGGCGUUGCCAGAUGUUCCAGUUCGGCGGCUGCCAAAGCAACUGCAACAACUUCAAGUUCAUGUUCGAGUGCCAGGCCGAGUGCGAGGGCUAUUAGAACAACAGAACCACGAUACUAACACUCGGCGAAAGCUGCGAGCCAAACAACAUUCGUUACUCCAAAAUGCUAACAGCUUAAUUGAUCAAUAAUGGAACUGUCUAACCAGCGUCGUGGCAUAUGCAAGUUGUUGAGGUUAUGUAACACCGUAUCGUAUCGUAAGUCUCAGUUUUAAUGCACCAAGUAUCUCAUAUUUCCGGAUAAAUACAUUAAAAUAUAUUUUUGGUAUGUAAAUGAGAUUUAACUGAUUAAUUUACUUUGUACUAACGAACUUCGCACCAACGCUCCACUCGCUUCAUCAUUGGGGUAAGUUGUUACACUUGCUGACUGGCAUUUGAGAGUGAAAAUAAACAUUUGAAGUGUGUAUUAUUAAUUUGAAAUGAAUGAUUCAUAAUAUAAAAAUAUCAAUUUUUUAUAAAUAAUAUCUGUAAAGUUUUACCAUUCCCAACAAAAAAUAUAUAUUUUUUAAUUAUUCUUACUAUGGGGAUGAUUGUUUUAAAAUGUUUUUUUUUGAACAUACACUAUUGCUGGUAACACUGCAUAUCAUGGCGAAACCUCAAUAACACGCGGUGUUACAUGCAAACGCGUAUGUUAAAAAAAAAAAAACAUUUUCAAUAAUAUACAUAUCUAAAAAUUCCGUGUGUCAAUUGGCCACGGGUUUUAUACUUGAACAAAACACAAAUUUCCAUUUAAUUUUAUGAUCAAAAGCUUAAGUGUAUGUAAGUACCAUUUGUAAACAAAAUCACUUAUAAUAAUUGUUCACGCCUGCGGUAAAUUACAUUUAUGCUGGUGCCGCUCAGCCAGAGAUGGAGCUACGCGCAGGUGAUACGUGUCGUUAUGUAUCAUUAUUGGUAUAUGAGUGAAGCCAUGAGCUACGAGCGAAGCCAUGAGCUACGAGCGAAGCUACGAGUGAACUAGGGUCCUGUCGCCCUGCUUAACUCAAUGAGCUCAUGAGAAUAAAAUAAUUACCUAACCAAACUGCCUUUUUACUUACGCAACCCUGUAACCGAACCGCCGGAAAAAUUGAAACACUCGACUUAACUCUUUGCUACUUUAUUUGCAUUUUCAUGGCAUUAUAUAUUCUCUAGGGAAAUAUAUACGUAUGUCCCU